GGAUUUAUUAAUGGCUUUGCUCAAUUUGUUUGAUGUUGGUUGUUGUUGUGGUUGUGCUGUCUAUGAUUAUGGAUGAUGUCUGGAAUUUUUCGUUGUUAAAAUGGCGCGUCAACUAAAUGCAAUCCACCUUGCAUUGUUAUUCCGAUUUAAUCAUUAUACUUGAGUUUGAAUCCUGAAUUUUAACCAUGUUAAAUUUACUGUGAUCUUCUUGGGUUCGAGUAGGGUUGUUUAUGGAGGAAGAUACAUGUGUUCUUAAACCUUCUAGCCUUAGCUCAUCAUCUAUCUUGGUGAGGCAAUUUUGGGCUUUGAGUUGGGUGGCUGUGAUUUGAUUGAUGAGUUUCCCUGUCUUGUCUGAGUCUUGUGGGUUUGUAGAGCGACUGUGGUGGAGAUGGCACCAAGUGGUAAGGAAACUUCAUUUGUCAAAGCAAAGAGGAUGAAGGGGUUCAUUUCCCAUCUUACAUCUGCAGCUUGUGAGUGGUUAUUGAUAUUUCUGCUGCUACUAGAUGCUUUGUUGUCAUACAUGCUCACCAAAUUUGCAAGUUAUUGCCGACUGCAACUGCCUUGCUUGUUGUGUUCUAGGCUUGAUCACAUCUUAGGCCGUGAAAGGCCAGAGUUCUAUGAUAACCUGUUUUGCAGCAAUCACAAAUCAGAAAUAUCAUCUCUGGUUUUGUGUCAUAUUCAUGGUAAGGUAGCAAAUGGGCAUAAGAUGUGUGAUGACUGUCUUCUGUCAGUCAAUGCAAAAACCAAGACCAAUGGAAAAUCUCACAGAUUGUUGGUGGGUAAAUUUGGGCUGGCUCUUGGUGAUUCUGGUUUCAAAAGUCCAUCACUAAGCAGAGAUUUGUUUGCUGGCUCUAAGGGUUCAAGAUUAUGUACAAGACAGUGUGCUUGUUGUGGUAAGCUUUGGAAGUCAGAUCCGAACUCCCCAAGAUCUAAGCCAUAUAUUCCUUUGCCAUGUGCACCACGGCAAAGCCGUUUAAAUCACCGGGAUAACAUGAGGAAAAUGAGGGAUAAAUUUGGCGGAUUAGAGGGAAAAAACUGUUUUCAGCCCUUAUCUCAUGUUGGGUACUGCGAGCUGAGACUGACUUCAGAUUCUGAGAAUGAAUUUCCAUUUUCUGAUGACGAUGAUUUUAGCAACAGUAGUGUGUUUCAGGAGAACAUUGAAGCCAGUAAUGACCGCAUGGCUCAAAUUACAUUACCUCCUCCCAUAAAAUCUAUUCCAAGUAAUUCAAAUCCGGAAAAUGGUAGUUCUGCCAAACCCAUGCCCUUGUCCUCAGAUCAAUGUGUGGAGCCUAAUGUUGGCAAAUAUCAAGGCGUGAAUGCCAAUUCUGCCGUAGAAAUUAACUUGCAGCAAACAAAACAAGAGUCAUUCAGUUCUGAACUGGCUGAGCUCAUUUCACUGGAUGAGGUUUCACCAUCACCUACUGUUAGGAAUGUUUCUAAUAGAGAAUCAGAACCAGAGGACAGUAAGAUUACUUCUUCUCAGGAUUCUCUUCCUGCUCCCCUAUCUGAACUUAUGACUUUGAAUGUCACAAAUGCACUUGCUGGAGCAUCAUCAGAAAAAUCUGCAGAUGUCGCACAAGCAAGUGAUAUCGGAAUGGUAUCUGAAAAGAAUGGGGACGUUUUAGAAAAAAUUGGUACAGAGGAAAAAACAUCUACUGAGAGUGAUCCAGUGGUAUGUGAUGCUGCUUCUACAAAUCCUAGUCAAGAGAACUCAAGCAACAUGAAUAAAUUCUCUGUCGUCACUGAGGAAAGAAAAGAAACUGAAUUUGUCAUAAACCAACCAACCACCGAGGAAGUAAAUACCAUCAAGGAGGAAGUGGAGCAAUCACCAUUAGAUAAUUCUGCUCCUAAUGGGUCUAACUUAUCAUCACCGUUUCCUAUUAAUCAUGUUGACUUGCCUGAGAUGCAUACUGAGGAUUCUAGUUCAAAUGGAAUUCAGGUACUUAAAAAGUCAUCCUCGGUGGAAUCUGGUCUUGAAUCUCUGGAUGAAAGCAAUAUUGGUGAAAUUGAAGGAGAGUGUUAUGCUGAUAGAUUGAGGAGACACAUUCAUUAUUACAGGCAAUGCUUGGAUUCUUUGAAUAAGGAACUGGAGGAAGAAAGAAACGCCUCUGCUGUUGCUACAAAUGAAGCAAUGUCUAUGAUUACAAGGUUACAGGAGGAGAAAGCAUCACUGCAGAUGGAGGCUCUUCAAUAUUUAAGAAUGAUGGAAGAGCAAGCAGAAUAUGAUAAAGAUCAAUUGGACAGAGUUAAUGAUCUACUCACUGAAAAGGAAAAGGAUUUACAAGAUUUGGAAGCCGAGCUAGAAUUUUAUAGAUCAAGCAUGCCGAAUGUUGAACCUAUGGUCCACAAUAUGCAUAAGGAAAGUUGGGAUUUGAGAGGAGAAAAGGCCACAACACAAAAUACUAGUGUGCCUAACAUCCUCAGAAAAUUUUCCAGUUCAAAGAAUCUUGAAGUAUCCAGAGUUGGCGAUGAAGCUAAGACUGGUGGAACCUUCAUUUUAGAGUUUGAAGAGGAAAAGGAAUACAUUUCUCAAUGUUUGAAAAACUUGGAACAGAGAGUUUACCAAAUUAGUUUGCAUGCAUCUAAUGAUAGACAUGAGAAACUUGAAGUCAGUAGUAAAUCAAAUCAACAAGGAGCUUCUAAUGUUGAAGGGCAUCAAUUAGAUGACCAUGAAGAGACUGACCUGUCCACACAGAAAAACACUAAAAUGUUGAAUGGAAAUCAUAUUGAUAAGGAUGGAUCAGCUGUAGAAAACAAUCAUUCCACGUCUCCCGGACCAACAAUCUCCACACCUAGAAGAGAUUUUGAGUUGGUUGUUCUAGAAAAUGAAAUAUCGGAUCUUAAUGAUCGGUUAGAAGCACUUGAACUUAAUCAUGAACUUCUUGAGCACCUAACAAAUUCUCUCAAUACCAAUGAUGGAAAACUAUUUAUCCAGGACAUAGCUCGUCGAUUGCGUGAGCUACGCAAAAUUGGAAUAAGAUGAAGACGGUAAGCAGUCAAACAGAAGUGUUUUUAGCUCUUCCUUUACUUUUAGGCACAAAUAAACUUUCAUAUAGCAUAUAGUAUAAAACAUGUUGUACCAAUGGAGAUGAUAUGAAUCCUCCCAUAAUUUUCCGAAUUUGCUUUGACAAUUAUAUGCUUGUGCUAUUUCAAAACAUGUAACCAAUGCUGGACAUGCUUGUUAGCCAGGCAUGGAGUCGCUCAAAAUGAUUAUGGAUGCCUAUGAAUAGAUUUUACAAUUUUGUAAGUCUCA
This is a messenger RNA of Vigna angularis (adzuki bean), 3253 nucleotides long. Its product is annotated as myosin-binding protein 1. Lineage: Eukaryota; Viridiplantae; Streptophyta; Magnoliopsida; Fabales; Fabaceae. The transcript has 3 exons. Bases 389 to 2983 code for a protein of 864 amino acids. The record is from RefSeq and is a predicted model, not a curated record. Gene Ontology annotation, molecular function: myosin binding.